Messenger RNA from Fusarium pseudograminearum CS3096, 3714 nucleotides. RefSeq lists its product as uncharacterized. The transcript has 3 exons. The record is from RefSeq and is a predicted model, not a curated record. Lineage: Eukaryota; Fungi; Ascomycota; Sordariomycetes; Hypocreales; Nectriaceae. Gene Ontology annotation, molecular function: protein binding; phosphorelay sensor kinase activity; histidine phosphotransfer kinase activity. Gene Ontology annotation, biological process: protein autophosphorylation; phosphorelay signal transduction system. Bases 1 to 3714 code for a protein of 1237 amino acids.
AUGGCCUCAUGCCCACCCGAGCUGGUUUCGGAAUCAGCUCGUGAGCGGGAAUCGUUCAAGUAUGGAGCGUCGAUUCUCAACGAUAUCACAGACUCGCCCAGCGAAGGUGCAUCCCCUCCAGGCGCAAAUACCCCCACAGACAAUACAUUCAACGAAGCCAGCAGACAACAAAAGGCCCCGAGAGAUACUGUUCUCGCAUCUCUUGCCCAACUAGGACUCUGGAAGACAGGCACCGAUCGCGCCUUAAUCUCGCUAUUCGAUCGUAAUCAUCAAUAUAUAGUUGCAGAGACAACGCAGAAAUCAUCCCUUGCUCCAGGACCAAUUCAGGCAACGGACGACCAUGGAGAAUUUUGGCUAUACCCUGGAACAUUUCCACGCCAGGUUUCGGUCUGCGAUCGGGCUCUUAUGGCGCAGAAAAACGAUCCUUCUGCCUCUCAAACUGAAUUGCCUCUCACUUUGAUACCCGACCUUAAGGCCGACGCCCGACUAUCCCAACUACCCCAUCCAUUAUCAAGAUUUCCCGCUCGUUUCUAUGCUGCAGUUCCUAUACGAUCACCCGCCGGCGUCGAUAUUGGUGUUUAUUGCGUGAUUGAUCCUCAGCCAAGAGAAGCCGAAACCUGGAGCAAUAGCGACACUCAAGCUCUGCGAGAGGUAUCUUCGAAUAUCAUGGACUAUCUUCAGUCCAAGAGUGUGGGAGACGCUUACAGAAGAAGUGUAAGAAUGACAAGAGGGAUAGGCUCCUUUGUGGAGAGGGAGUCGACCAUGGCCGGCUGGAGAGCCCGUGCUGAUUCUCCAGCAUUUCAUGACGACAUCACCAGAGAAGGUGCUUUGAAUCAUGAGCAACAAGCCCUGCAAAGAUUCCGGGGUCUCAGUCUACAGAAGACGCUGCCGGUGCAUGUGCCGGUGCAAGCCAAUACUGGAAGAGAGACGACUGCCGUGAGAUCCGGGGACGCUGGCCGAGCGAAAAUGACCAGUGUUUCUUCGGAAGGCCCAUCUGCCCGGGAACCUGAGGCCAAUCUGAAAGAGAAAGCAACCGCCAAGAUAUUUUCUCGUGCAGCAAAUCUCAUACGUGAAGGAAUCGAGAUCGAGGGUGUUUUGUUUCUAGAUGCCAAUCUUGAGGCGUCAGCGGUCGACGGAGUGGUUCACGAUGGCAGCCAUUCGAGUCCUGAAUCUUCAUCCAGCAGCGACGAGUCUACAUCUCAAAUAGCCGACGAAGAAGAAAGGCGAUGCUGCGGCAUUCUUGGUUUUGCCACUUCCACUUCGUCUAGCAUCAACUCAGACCCUGGGUCCAAGCUUCAUACCAGUUUACCAAUGAAACUGCUUGCGGCUCUUUUGAGAAGAUACCCAACUGGCAAGAUUUUUAAUUUUGAUGAGGACGGAGGACUUCUGUCUAGUGGAACAUCAGAGGAAGAUAUCUGGUCGUCCGUAUCUAAACAAGAUGAGAUUGGUGAAAGCUCGGCGAUAUCUGUUUCCAGCAAAGAGCAUCGUCCUUGGUCGCGAGCCUCGGAAGGACAGUCGUUAUCAAAAGUGUUUCCUGGGGCCAGAAGUGUAGCUUUCGUACCCGUUUGGGAUCCUAAGCGGGAUCGAUGGCUGGCGGGGGGCUUUGCCUACACUCUGACACCUACGAGAUCUUUCACUAUUGAGGGCGAGUUGAGCUACCUGAGAGGAUUUGGUAUGCUAGCUAUGUCAGAAGCCCAGAGACUUGAAGCCCUUCUAAUCAACAAGGCGCAGUCCGAUGUGCUUGGUUCCUUAUCUCACGAACUGAGGACGCCUCUCCAUGGAGUCAUGCUUUCAGCCGAGCUACUUGCCGAUACUCAGCUGGACGUCUUUCAGGGGAACCUAUUGCGUACUCUCGAGACAUGCGGUCGAACGCUCACCGAGACUAUCGAUCAUCUUUUAUACUUUUCAAAAGUCAAUCAAGCUGCGGUCCACCAGAAGAGAGAACGCCGGGCUCGGAAGACAUCCAUCGCGCCUGAGCCUGCCGCAAUAUUUGCAGCCAAUAUUUCCACUUCUGAAGUAAGAUUAGAUGCUUUGGUCGAGGAGGUAAUGGACAGUGUUUUUGCUGGCCAUGUCUUUGGACGCAACGAAGCUCAUAAAGUUUGGCAAAAUAGCAGCCGAAGCGGACAUUUGGACACAGGAGAAGUGCAGCCCCCUAAUUCGAACGACUUGACGGGUGGUCGAGCAGACGGCACCAUAAAGCACGAAGUUCCACUUGGGCACAAAAGUCAGGUGGCAAUUUUCCUCGACAUCGAUCCGUAUGUGCCUUAUCGCUUCCUUGUUGCGGCUGGUGCACUCAGACGUGUGGUAAUGAACCUCUUUGGGAAUGCGUUGAAAUAUACACAGCGCGGCACAAUCACAGUAUCACUUUCUCAAAAGCCACUUUAUCCUACCGAACCGGACAAUGACAGACGAGUGGUACGAAUUUCAGUCAUAGACACUGGCCAGGGCAUUUCUCCAGACUUUCUCCAAAACGAUCUUUUCAAGCCAUUUUCACAGGAAAACCAUCUUUCACAUGGCACUGGGUUAGGACUAAGCCUGGUCAAAAAGAUCGUGGGAUCCAUGGGUGGCAAGAUCUCGAUUGAGAGUGCAGUCAACGUCGGAACUACUGCAACAAUCACAUUCCCUCUAACUCGAUCGAACGACCCGUGUGCUUUGCAGGGGCAAGAGAAGAACGAGGCCGACAAGGAAGCGAAACGGUUGAAAGGACUGCGCGUACGUCUAAUUGGCUUCCCCUCAGAGGAGGAGAUCCAGUCACAAACUGCAAGUGGUAUUCCCAUGUCUGCCAUGCAGACCAUGUGUCAUCGAUGGUUGGAAAUGGACGUUAUUCACGAGUCUUCGAGCCAACAUGUGGCACCAGACAUCGUUUUAUGUAACGAGAUCGCAGUCGAUGAUCCAGUUCUCACUAGUCCAGAGCUCGCUAGGUCUCCUAUAGUUGUUAUAUGCGCCACUGCCAUUACAGCACACAAACGUUCUUCUCGGCGAGAUACAUCGGAGGAACAGCGAGUGUAUGAGUUUGUUUCUCAACCCAUCGGCCCGCACAAGCUCGCCAGGAUUCUCCAUAUAGCAUUCCGCCGAUGGGGAGAUUUGCAAGCUCUAUCACCAAUGACGCCAAAGGAAGCAGAGAGGGGUCUAUUAUGCAAUUCUCCAGACAGAUCGGAGAGACCAUCGAGAAGACACUUGGGUGGAGGGGAUGCUGGAGUCGAUGUUUCAAAUGAUGAACCCGCGCCGUCAGAUUCAAAACCCAAGUCUGCGAAACGUCCUAAGCCGCCAACACGAGCCCCAUCAGCCCAAGUCUUCCCUGAAUCGACCCAGGAAUCAACUUUGGCAGAUGAGACUAAGAGCUUCUUACUCGUUGAUGACAACCCUAUCAACCUCUCAAUAUUGUGCGCUUACAUGAAGAAGCUGAAAAGUAAAUAUGCUACGGCAGCAGAUGGACUGGAGGCUGUAGAACGCUUUCAGGAAAACCCCGACUUGUUUAGCUGUAUUCUGAUGGAUAUCAGCAUGCCAAGGAUGGACGGGAUUGAAGCUACAAAACAGAUACGAGCCUUUGAGCACAGCAAAGAGCGAGAGCCUGUGGUUAUACUUGCCUUGACCGGACUGGCUUCGGCAAGUGCCCAACAGGAUGCAUAUGCGAGCGGUGUGGACGUUUUCCUGUCCAAGCCUGUUAAACUUAAGGAGUUGAGCACCAUAUUGAGAGACAGGAACUUGGUGUGA